Notolabrus celidotus (New Zealand spotty) is the source of this 3251-nucleotide messenger RNA. It is a transcript of the gene ercc3, whose product is annotated as excision repair cross-complementation group 3. The transcript is spliced from 15 exons. Gene Ontology annotation, molecular function: DNA binding; 3'-5' DNA helicase activity; ATP binding. The record is from RefSeq and is a predicted model, not a curated record. Gene Ontology annotation, cellular component: nucleotide-excision repair factor 3 complex; transcription preinitiation complex; transcription factor TFIIH holo complex. Gene Ontology annotation, biological process: transcription initiation at RNA polymerase II promoter; nucleotide-excision repair. Lineage: Eukaryota; Metazoa; Chordata; Actinopteri; Labriformes; Labridae. The coding region runs from base 157 to 2505 and encodes 782 amino acids.
CCCGUCCAUGUUUCGGACGCACUUUACUCCGGUACAUGUCGCAGCAUCUUCUGCCACACGCAGUCUGUAUUCUGUGUUACAACGAGAGGACAUCAGUCAAGCUUUACUAAAGUCUGGAAGCCUUUGAAAGUUUUCACCUCUUUGAGAGUUUGUACAAUGGGUAAAAAAGAUAAAGGCGACCGGGACAAGAAGUCCAAAAAGCGCUUCUAUGAGGAAGAAGAAGAUGAAGAGGAGGCAGGUGGCAGCGAGUCUCAGGAGGCCAUACCUGCUGCUGCGGGGAAAACGGUGGACGAGUCCACUACCAAGCUGGACGAGUAUGGAGCCAAAGACUAUCGGAUGCAGAUGAUGCUGAAGAAUGAUCACUCCUCACGCCCCCUCUGGGUGGCUCCAGAUGGACACAUCUUCCUGGAAGCUUUCUCACCAGUUUAUAAGUAUGCUCAGGAUUUCUUGGUGGCCAUUGCAGAGCCGGUGUGCAGACCUAACCACGUCCACGAGUACAAGUUGACGGCGUACUCCCUGUAUGCAGCUGUCAGCGUCGGGCUUCAGACCUCUGAUAUCGUGGAGUACCUGCAGAAACUCAGCAAGACGUCUGUACCUGAUGGAAUCAUACAGUUCAUCAAGCUCUGCACAGUGAGCUACGGCAAAGUCAAGCUGGUGCUGAAGCACAACAGGUACUUUGUUGAGAGUGCCUUCCCUGAUACAAUCCAGCGCCUCCUGCAGGAUAACGUGAUCCGUGAAUGUCGUCUCCGCACUGCAGACGGAGCGGACACAGAGCUCAUCACUGAAAUCAUCCACAGCAAGUCUGCGAUCUCCAAGUCUGUUCAGGACAAAGGAGGCCCUUCCACUACAGAGCAGCCUGCUGAUGGACAGGCCUCCACCCAGCAGGUCCCCGAGGACAUCUUCAGUUACUACGAGCAGAUGGAUAAAGAGGAAGAAGAGGAGGAAGAGACUCAGACUGUGUCUUUUGAGAUUCGCCAGGAGAUGAUCGAGGAGCUGCAGAAGCGAUGUAUUCAGAUGGAGUACCCCCUCCUGGCAGAGUACGACUUUCGCAACGACACAGUCAACCCAGACAUCAACAUAGACCUGAAGCCCACUGCUGUGCUGCGGCCCUACCAGGAGAAGAGCCUGCGCAAGAUGUUUGGGAACGGACGUGCUCGCUCGGGGGUCAUCGUGCUGCCCUGCGGAGCUGGAAAGUCUCUGGUCGGCGUGACGGCAGCGUGCACGGUGCGUAAGCGCUGCCUGGUGUUGGGUAACUCCUCGGUGUCCGUGGAGCAGUGGAAGGCUCAGUUCAAGAUGUGGUCCACCAUCGACGACUCUCAGAUCUGUCGCUUCACCUCAGACGCCAAAGACAAGCCCAUCGGCUGCUCGGUGGCCAUCAGCACCUACUCCAUGCUGGGUCACACCACCAAGCGCUCCUGGGAGGCUGAGCGGGUCAUGGAGUGGAUGAGGAGCCAGGAGUGGGGACUCAUCAUCCUGGAUGAGGUGCACACUAUCCCUGCCAAGAUGUUUCGUCGUGUCCUCACCAUCGUGCAGGCGCACUGUAAGAUGGGGCUCACCGCCACACUCGUCAGAGAGGAUGAUAAGAUUGUGGACUUAAACUUCCUCAUCGGACCGAAGCUGUUUGAGGCGAACUGGAUGGAGCUGCAGAACAACGGCUACAUUGCUAAAGUGCAGUGUGCAGAAGUGUGGUGCCCGAUGUCCCCCGAGUUCUACAGGGAGUACGUCGCCAUAAAGACAAAGAAGCGUAUCCUCUUCUACACCAUGAACCCCAACAAGUUCCGUGCGUGUCAGUUUCUGAUUCGCUUCCACGAGCGGCGCAACGACAAGAUCAUCGUCUUCGCUGACAACGUGUUCGCCCUGAAGGAAUACGCCAUCCGCCUCAACAAACCUUACAUCUACGGGCCGACCUCUCAGGGCGAGCGCAUGCAGAUUUUACAGAACUUCAAACACAACCCAAAGAUCAACACUAUCUUCAUCUCCAAGGUUGGAGACACCUCCUUUGACCUGCCAGAAGCCAACGUGCUGAUCCAGAUCUCCUCUCAUGGAGGAUCACGACGACAGGAGGCCCAGAGGCUCGGCAGAGUCUUACGAGCCAAGAAAGGUAUGGUCGCUGAGGAGUACAACGCUUACUUCUACUCACUGGUGUCGCAGGACACUCAGGAGAUGGCUUACUCCACCAAGAGGCAGAGGUUCCUGGUGGACCAGGGGUACAGCUUCAAGGUGAUCACAAAGUUAGCCGGGAUGGAGGAGGAGGAUUUGAUGUUUUCCUCCAGAGAUGACCAACAGCAGCUGCUCCAGAAGGUCCUGGCUGCAUCAGACCUGGAUGCUGAGGAGGAGGUGGUGGCAGGAGAGGUCGGGGGGCGUCCACAGUUCUCGAGGCGAACCGGCACCAUGAGCUCCAUGUCGGGCGCAGACGACACCAUCUACAUGGAGUACCAGAGUCGAGGAAGCAAAGCCUCUCUAGGAAAGGGCGUUCACCCUCUGUUCAAGCGCUUCAGGAAGUAGAAGCAGCGUCUGAGUCCUGAAACACUGACUCACCGGUUGGUGUGUGAUAACGUACAGUAAGGCAAAGCUCCAGGCUGCCAGCUGAAGGAUCACAAUGUGUUGAUGCCCUCUACGGUUUGAUUUAAUGUUCUGAGCUUCAGCUUCUCGAGCACUGAACUGUGAACGCACAGAUUCAGAUGAAAUAAGAUGCAGACUGAUGUCAGACUCUGUCUCCUGUCGUCUGGAGAAACUUUGAUUCAGAUGUGAUUUUUAAUUGCUGCGUUGUGAUACAAUAAUGAAACUGUGCAAUGCUCACAAGACAAAAAUCUGCUCUGUGUAUAACACAAAACUCUUAACGUACCCCACGCUUCACAGCCUUACUCUCUUUGUUCAGUGGGUUUCAGAUCCUGGAGUGUGUUUGAGAACUGAUGUAUAUAAAACUGAGAUAAUUGUCCUUCAGGAGGGUAAAGAGCGACUCUAAAUCGUUCCUCAAUGAAAGGAAUGACAUGUCUUAUCUGCUGUUUAUGGUCACCUCACAGCCAACUGUCUCUGAAGAAGAACACCAGGGAUGUGUUUUAUGCUUUUGGUUGUACAAAUGUUUAUAAAUUUUCUAACAUUUUAUAAUUACAGCCUCAUAAAUCUGCAGACAUCGGUCUGCUCCUGAAAGCUUGGUAGAUUUUUCACUUGAUUUUGUCUGUUCUUGAAUUCUUUAAAAUGUUUUGUAAAAAAAUAAACCUGUUCCUUUAAAAUCUAAAGAUUGAAAGCUC